CGCCUUGCAUCUCCCCUCCUGUCCUGCUGCCUUCUGGCUCUGCCCUCUGGCUCUGUCCUGCUCCCCUCUGCUGCCCCGCUGCCGCUGCCCUGUUCCCUUUGGCCUCUGCUGUGUCCAGGCUUGCUCGCGCUCCCCUCCCAGCCCCACCUCCCGGCGGUAUGAACGAGCUCUUCAGUCGCUGGAAGACCUCCGUGGUCAACAACAUUGCCUCCCGCACAAACGCCUACAGCCUCGGCAAACUCAAGAAAUGCUACGAAUCCAUCACCGAAGACUUUGAGGCCUCGUUGUCGUGGCCCCGAGACAUCCAAAACACCGACAUACCCGUGUCCCUGCAGCAAAUCGGCGAUCUCCUGGUCAAUGAACAGGCGGCCGACCCCAACCAGGAAAGCGACCUCGACGCCGGCUGCUGCACCGAGUACUGCAUCAACAACGACAUCUUUGGCAGCCUCGUGCGCAUGUCUGAGGCCGAUGUGCCCAAGGGCUACCGCUCAGAGGUCAUUCGGUUCAUGUCGACGCUGGUCAGCUUGAUUGAUUCCAAGUACCUGAUCCAGAAGGCGUUCCACGGACCCGUCCUCUUGCUGAUGAGGUGGUAUUCGCUCCAGAAAGGCAUCGAGUUUGACGAAGACAUGCUGGACCUCGAGUUCAACAUCGCGUCCAAGAUCCGCGAGUCCCCGCACCUGCUCAACAUCUUCUUUACCAAGGACUUUGCCCCAAAGAACGUCACGAUCGAGUCCAUCGAAAAGGGCAAGCAGGAGGAGGACCCCAUGGUCGUCGUGGCUGCUCCUGCCCAGCUCUCGAGCGAUUACCGAUUCCUCCUCUUCGAGCAACUUUUGCGCUUCAUUCACAUGGACGACAAGCGAGCCGACGUCGCUCGAACAGCUUGUCUGUUUAUCCUGGAGCUGGCCACGGGCGAGCUGCAGCAUUACAUUGCGCAGAGCGACCUGUCGACCAUCGUCGUUGCCGGUCUCGGCGGUCUCUUCAGCCAGCUGCCCCAGCAGAUCCCCCCAAAGGCCUCGAGCACCUCCAGCUACGAGUUCGAGUCCUUCAAGAACGAUCUGAACGCCUUCCUAGAUCUGCUUGAGUUUGUCCAGGAGAUCCUGAUCAAGUGCCCCAGUCGGGUCAUCACUGUUGCCAUCCUCGACUACCUCAAGCUCUCCUUCCUUGACAACAUCGUCCAUGCCUCUGUCCUCAACGCCUCUGACUUUGACGGAAGCGCGCAUUCAUGCCUGUUUUAUCUGCAUGAGAUGAUGAAGGUCAUCAGAGAGGAUCAGCUCUCGAACCUGUUCUGUCGCUUCCUGCUGCGGGGCGACGAUGACGACGACGACCACGACGACCUCCAACAGCCCUCGCCUGCGGCAGCCGCCGGCAGUGACCUCAAGCUGCACAUGCGCGACAUUGUUGUCUCCAAGAUCGGCUCGCUCUCCGAGGAUGUCUCGGUGGCGGCCCUGCGCUUGAUCCACACCAUGCUCGCCUAUCACAGUCGCCACUGCCUGUACCGCAUCAUCGAGAAGUUGCCCUACAAGAAGCUAACCCAGGGCUUCAUUGAGAUCAAACAACCCGACCAUCUCAAUCUCUCAAUGGACAUCCACCAGCAUCUGAACAUUGUCAGCCGGUAUUUCGCCCUUAUCCCGCAGGAGGAGUACCCCGAUCAAACAGACAUCCGCACCACUCUGCAGGCCUAUCUAGAGGAUGCCCAGCAGGCCCUCGCCACCCACAACCAGAAGCUGCUGACCGCUCGGGCGGCCGCGUUUCUGCCACACCAGCCCAGAACAUCCUCGCUACCCACGGCGCGCCACCGAGACAGCCGCCCGGUGUCGGCCUUUGGUCCCAUUUCCAAAACGUCGGUGCUGGAUGCCAAGGCUCGCGAGCAAAUGAUCGAGCUCAGCCGCGAUCCGACGCUCCGCAAAUUCAUGGACAAGCUCACCAACUUCUUUUCACACUCGUACGAGAUCAACCUGGCCGUCACUGGCGUCUUUUCGCAGCUGGUGACCAUGCCCCAGCCGCUGCUCUACAUGUACCUGUACAGCGCCGACAUUUUGGUCGAUUCGCAGCAAACCUCACUCUACACGAUCUUUGUGAAGCUACUGAAGGAGGCCGAGGAUAAGGCCACGGUCCUGUCGGAUUUUGAGUUUUCUCUGGAAAAGACCAAGACGGAUAUGCUGAACGGCCGGCUCCAGAAGAAGAGCCGACGGCGAACACUGGGCGGCUCGACACACGUUCCAGACCUGGAGGAAGAGUUUGUCAAGAACUGUCUGGUCCUGCACGAGUUCAUCAAGGAGGCCCUGGCGGCCCUGGUCCUCCAUGGAUCGCGGGACUAUGACCACAUCUCCUACAUCUAGCGCCACUUGGUGGGUUGAGAGGAUGCGGGGUGCUUGGGGUUGUCCCAUGCCCUCGGUUUUGGCACUCUGCUUGGCUCUGCUUGACUUUG
Messenger RNA from Polychytrium aggregatum, 2428 nucleotides. RefSeq names its product Retinoic acid induced 16-like protein-domain-containing protein. Lineage: Eukaryota; Fungi; Chytridiomycota; Chytridiomycetes; Polychytriales. Bases 159 to 2339 code for a protein of 726 amino acids. The record is from RefSeq and is a predicted model, not a curated record. The transcript has a single exon.